AAGUUCAUUAUGUCAGUCCUUUAGCACGUAAAAUUGUUGAUUUAGCUGCUCCCAUCUUUCAACACGUAGCCAACGGCAAGUCUACCUCAUUUACCAUGAAACGCAGGUCUUUCGCUGAGCCCCACUCCAGUCUGGGACUGUUCGCACAACACCACGCGAGCACCAAUUCACCGAGCAGUGCGAACGGUGCCACUGGCGGAGCCGUGCAGCAAUGGAUCAGUGUAGCGGACGGAGCCAACAAACCACGCCGGAGCCCGGGGAGGACAGCACGGCGUUUCUCGGCGUUCGUCGGUACUAAUAUUGGGCUAGCGGCUCGAAGAGGGUCCGCGAUGCCAGUUCUUCAGCAUGAACCCGAGUUCGAAGCCUCAACGAAGUCCCAGCAGGUUCUGGGACUAAGAAACGAGGAAUGGAACCGAGUCCAGAGCAAAGUAUUAUCAGUAUUCAACAAAAGAAGAUUACAACCCGGUGAACUAUACGAACUGAACAAAUUGGUCAAAGUUGCAAUCAAAUCUGAAAUCGGGUCAUUUAUAUCGGAAUAUUAUAAGAAAAAUCUGUUACAACGAGGAAUGAAAAGUCUUUAUGACUCACUCGAUAACGAUGGAGGUCAAGGCUUACUUUCCAGUCUAGCCGAGCUUUGGAACUACUUCUUCACGGAGAUACUGCCAACGUUGAGGGCGAUAUUCUACCCAGUCCAGACCAAAGGCCAUACGAUGUAUCAGCUUUCAUUACUUGGAUUCCGUGAUCACGUGGUACUACAACUGCCAUUAAAAAAGGCAUUAUCGUCGUGCAACGAGAGUGAGAUCCCGCCCGAGAUCACCCAGAUGUUGCUCAACCUCCACGCGGUCCACGACGGCGGGACUUACGCCACCACACCGUCAGAAGAAUACGUUCAACUCGAGGCCAUACUCGCAAAGGUCGUCUGUCCGUUCCUCGGCUCAAAGGGGUUGUACCUACGGAUGGGCGAGGACGACCCCGCCGUUCCCGCCCGCGACCCCAAUGCCAAAGAAGAUGGUCAGGGAACACCGGGGAGUAAUAGCAGCGGAACACAAGGGCGUAAAUACGACCGACAACGAUCCCUGCAGAGGCUUAGCCUCCAAAUACAGCCGUCCAACAUGGAUUACCUCGCGAACACGUCGGGUGGGUCCACGCCUUCAUCGCCGUCGUCCCACGCACGUGAGAAUGUGGCUGCCAGGAGACUACAGAUGACUCAUCAGAGGAGGGGUAGCGCCCUCGUUCUCAGUUCGCUGGAGACGCUGGAAGAAGUCGACCGCUCGGGUUUUGUCGGAUCUUGUCGGGAGAGGAGACGGUCGAAAUCGGAAAUCGAGUUUGACGGGAGGAGAUAACGGCAGUGUACAUUCAAAGUUAUUUUCUUCCAUGUACGAUUAUAAGAGCACUGCUAUAAAAGCUUCCUGUUGAACGUAGAUUGUCAGAGGUAUACCUUAUCCGAGACCAAGCAGCGGAUAUACAAAUAUUUAUAACGUUACCUUUUGUCAAAAUUGGACCAAACUUGUUAAAAGUGUGAUCAUGAAAUAUGAACAAUUCUGAUAUCUCUCUCUCUCCCUCUGUUAACCUCUCCUUAACUCAUUACACCGAACAUUUACUAAUUAUUAUUACUAACAAAGUGAUUGCAAAGUGUUACGAUUCCUUUCUCCUAAUUUGGCUACCCUUUCAGAAAUAUAUUAUCACAAAGCUAAUGGCAUUUGGGUUAAUGAUAACAUGCAGAUCAUUGAUUUAGAGGGUUUUCUUUUGCUUGGAUACUGGUGUGCAUUCCCUGAUACUAGUUUGUCUGUCUAUCGAUUGUAUACGCAAUAUCAUUUGCAAUGGAUGUAUUCUUGCAUAUGGCUAAUUAUAAAGGGAAAAUAUGGGGCUAUCUGUAAUCGUUACAUUUUGGGCUCUCUUUGCAAUAAAUCGUGCACAAACAGCACAUUCUGCACCUCUACAUCUCUGUUUUUAGGUCUACUUUAGGAUUAAAACAAACUCAAACCUAGACAAGUAUUAUGAUGAACAGCGUCCUCUGUCGUCCUUUUUGUUAUACUUUUUUGGGGGUUUCUUUUCGUAUGCCAUGAUAGUGAUAUUUUUGUAGGUCUCACUAAAACAGUAUGUUAAUCUUUCGCGGUUUCGAGAAGGUGUUUCCAAAUCAAAUGUGUAUUCUUGAAGAAAAAAAAUAAUGGUAGUUUAGGCUCCUCACUUGUGUAAGCUUUAUAUAGAAAUCCAACUUUCACGAAAAAGGUGAGCGACCCAAAGUGUCAUAACACUCAGCUGCUGGUAUUAUGUCUACGAGAAAGUAAUCGCAAUAUUGUCGGCAGUCUUUUAAAAUCAAUUUAGUAGAAAUAAAUAUCUCCAUGCGAUGCCAAUGAUUGUAUUUCUUUCAUAAUUCUCCCUUAUAUAAUAUAUUAUAAAGAUAUAGUUCUUAUUCCUGGGUUUCAUUUCCCAAAACAUGUCAUCAGUAACAGAUGACAGUUUUUGUUAUAACUAUAAGCUAGUGCAAUCCUUGUUUCUGAUUUUUGUCAUUUUCAUGGAACCAAAUGCUUUGUGAAACGAGUCCCAGGUACAAUGUUUAGUUAAAAUCCAUUUUCAUAUGUUUUUCGCAAAUAUCGCGAUAAAUUGGGAAUCGAACAAAGUAGACAAAUAUAAAUUUGUAUUUUAGCACCGUGGUUAGGUUGUUCAUUUUCAUUGUUUGACGAUUAUGUAAUCAAAUCUUUCUGAUGGUAAUGUACUUUGUCAAAAUAUUCGCUGAAAAAAAUGCUAUAUUUCUUGAACCGUCAUAUAACUUGCAAACCUGUAUAAGCGACCACCUCUCUAUCGUAGUAAAACUGAUACAAAACAAAAACAUUUUUUUGUUUCUAACUUGGCAAGACACCAAUCCUUCAAUAUAAUAUGAUGUUUAGUUAUUUCCUUCAAUUUUCUUUGCUUUACUAGGGAUAAUUAUAUUCCUCUUGGUGUCUGGCAAGGUCGGCAGUGCCGAAGGCUCUAUCAUAUCGUUUCCUAUAAGCCAGAAGGGCACCUUUUUCAAUUACUUUGACUUAGAGGUAACGCCCCUCUAGCACCUAGCAGACGAUAUUUAUAAAAAGAUGACUGUGUGUGAGUUAUCCAAAAUAUGAUGAACAAAAAAAUAAUUUGUUAUUUGUAUUGGAGGAGAAGAGGAAUAUCAUUAUGUUACAUUCAAGUACAUGUAGAUGUAUUAUUAAACCAUGCAUUGGGGAUAUUCAUCCUCUAUAUAGAUUAGGCCUAAAAUGAAAUCCAUAUUUUUGUGUCUCUAACAUAAGAUUUAAAACUGUAACAUCCAGUUGAAUAUGCAAACUUUAACUCGUCUCAAUGGAUUAAAAAAAAAGAAAUCUCCUUUUCAUGAGGAAUGGAGUUAAGCAGAGAGGCUGUAGCUCUGAAAAAAUAUUGAAUAAGAGAAUUUUGAACAGACCCAUUCCAAAAGCAUAUGAUUAAUUUGGAGGGCUUACUUAAUUCCAUUCGUCCUUUUUUUGUUAUCAAAUCUGUUCAUUAAACAGCUAAUUAAACAUAAGGAGAAAGAAAAUUAAUAUCACAAUCUCCGAGUGAGGAUCACUUAUUUACCUUUUGAUGACUUAAGUUUAAAAUUACCAAAUAAAUGAAUGUGUGGAUAUUUUAUCUGUCAUCUACGACAUUUAAACUGAUGGCCAUUUAUAACAUCGUCUAUUUGUAGCUAGACUAUUAAUUGUUAUCAUACAGAUCCGAAUUAAUGCAUUAAUUUGUACCAUAUGAUUGUACCACUGUCCUUUUUAUGUUCCUCGUAUCUCACUUCGAAAAAUGGUUAUGCAACUAUUUAAUUUUAAGAUGCCAAAUAUAUUGAUUUAUACGAAACUUGUUGUGUCAUCAAGUAUAUUGCAAUUAUUAUACUUGUCUUAUAACUAUGUCCUAUUUUUAUGACCUUAACGUCUUGAAGACGUUAUCAAAUGCAGUUUUUAGAUAAUUUCUGCUAUAUAUGAAAUGCUUUUUGAUCUAUGUACAGAGAUGAAUUAUAGAAGAUAGUAAAGAGAAAUAUAUGUGUAUAUAAUUAUGAUGUAUUUUGCUUUUAUCUGAUGUCUACGACAUCGAAAUCUAAGAAAGUAUUCCAAGAAAAAAAUAAGAAGAUUAUUGAAAUAAAAUGGCUUACAAAAACUUCAAA
This is a messenger RNA of Strongylocentrotus purpuratus (purple sea urchin), 4135 nucleotides long. RefSeq names its product proline-rich protein 5-like. Gene Ontology annotation, biological process: TORC2 signaling. Gene Ontology annotation, cellular component: TORC2 complex. The record is from RefSeq and is a predicted model, not a curated record. The transcript has 8 exons. NCBI's taxonomy places the organism in Eukaryota, Metazoa, Echinodermata, Echinoidea, Camarodonta, Strongylocentrotidae. The coding region runs from base 96 to 1343 and encodes 415 amino acids.